AUGCUUCGACGAUCGAUCAUGGCGGUGACGCGCCGGCGGGUCGAGGCCGCGCUCGGGACGUCCGCGCGGGCGUACAGCGGGGGGGGCGUGGUGACCAACUUGGAAAACGCCACGGGUUUGUACAAGGCGGAGCUCGAGGGGCGGCUCAAGGGGGAAGAUAUCUUCGAUCAUCACGCAUUUUUGCGCGCGCCGACGGGGACGAAAGAAUCGCCGUGCGUGGUGGAGUCGACGAUGGAGUAUCGCGUCGUGGGCUCGCCCGAUCCGGACGACGACUCCAUCAUUCACUGGGGACGCCUCGAGGAAGGCGCGCCGCCGAUGCUCAUCGGUUCCGAGUGGUUCGUGCACAAGCGCGUGCCGGGAGGUGGGCAUCAUUAG
Ostreococcus lucimarinus CCE9901 is the source of this 375-nucleotide messenger RNA. RefSeq lists its product with no specific name. Gene Ontology annotation, cellular component: mitochondrial envelope. The transcript has 2 exons. Bases 1 to 375 code for a protein of 124 amino acids. Gene Ontology annotation, biological process: mitochondrial electron transport, cytochrome c to oxygen. The record is from RefSeq and is a predicted model, not a curated record. NCBI's taxonomy places the organism in Eukaryota, Viridiplantae, Chlorophyta, Mamiellophyceae, Mamiellales, Bathycoccaceae.